Molecule: messenger RNA, 2282 nt
Organism: Amoebophrya sp. A25
Lineage: Eukaryota; Dinophyceae; Syndiniales; Amoebophryaceae
Source: the annotation of a GenBank genome assembly
AAAGCAAAACAAAAACCAGAACCAAUCGUACAUUAAGACUAAAACAAUCAAAGAAUAAAUCAGUCCAGUCAACAUUAUAUAUAGUUUUCAAGGUCUUUCCAAAGAUCUUCUUCUAAGAAAAGUGCUAGUCGUUUCUUCACUCUUAUAUUUCCAUUUUGUGAAGAACCAACAAAACACAAACAAAAUGGUUUCGACCGAUUCGCCUGCCGCUUAUCAGAUCCUCUUCAUGAAAGAGUGGGUUGCCGAGACGGAUGAGAAGAAGAAGGAGUACUACGACCAGAUCGUUCCCUACAUCAAGGAGAAUUGUCCGUCUAUCGAAUUCGUAGGAAUGGCCUCGAAGCAGUACGAAACCUCUGUCGGAUGCCCGCCGAAUAGCUUCAUUUAUGAACCGAUUGCAAAUGCAAUUGCUCAGGAUAAGAAGCACACUGUGCUGUAUCUUCUAAACUUUAGAUAAGCAUUUCUAUGUAUUUCAAAGCAGCCUGUGUCCAUCUAGAAAAAAAAAAUCAUAUCGAAGAUCAUUAGCCAUGAUAAUGAUAUACUGAUCGCGCAUUCCCUCCUUCCUUCCUUUGCUCAUCCCCACCUUCAUCCCUCCGGCAAGUGGCCUAGCAAAGACGAAGCUAUCAAGGCGUAUGAGUCGAUGGUGAAGCCUGAUGGCUAUGUCAAGCGCGAUAUGCGCAUUAUCGAAGGCCCAUCUGAUAUGUUUGAGAAAGGCAAGUCUUAUUGGGUGGCACAGUUCGAAAAGGUCAUUGACCAAGAAAAGUGGAACAAAUACUUCAAUGCGUUUGGAGCGAAGAAUCAGGUAGUUCCACAUUUGUGAUUCCUUAAUUCAAUGCUCCUUCUCGUCCUGGACAGAGUGGCGCUAUGUGUAUCUAGCUGCAGCUUGGUCGUCUACAACUUGAUGUCUUCUUCCAAUGAAUCUAACCCCAAAAGUGGGUACAUAGACAACCUCCGCUACUCAAAAUUCUCAAAAUUGUUGCACCACGCAAACGCAAUCCACACCGCAUCAACAGGAAGGAUUCGGCAUCAUGUAUGACGACGGGGUAGAACGCAAGGUCUCGCUGAAGCUGAAAUACAUCGGCCCUUCCGAUUUCAAGGACAACGCGCUUAUUGGGGAAGGCAACUUCUUCAUGCCAGAUUGCCCAGAUGACAAGGGAUUGGUCAUUAUUUAUGACUGGGAUGAAAGGAAACCUCUACCUCCUUCGUGUACGUCUUUAUCUACUACCGUGGUCUGUUCCCAUUAUGAUUAUGAAUGACAAAAAGGUCGGUGACGUCAUUCUACCUUCAUCUAGAUAUCUCAUCCCUCUUCUAAUCCCUCGCCGAAUUCCCCGACUUCGAAUCCGGGUUGAAGAUCAAGGAGUGCUCGGAUUACAAGAAUGUCUUGUUGUCGGCUUUGGAUUUGACGUAUACGACUGAAGAGGAGUACGUGGAGGCCGAAAAACGCAUGAUGGUCGAGAGCCAUCGUCGCGAUGUGAGGAUUUUCGAGAUCAAGUAAAGGAUUUUUGCUUUUAUGAAGUCCUCGUAGGAUGAAGAACAAGUUGAAGUCGUAGGAUUAAGAUGAGACUGGAGACUCGACGUUGGAGGUCAGUACUGUAAACCCACUGGCUUUAGACCUCGUUAGAAAUCGAUCUUUACAUUCACUCGUGACUGGGGUACACGAAGUAUUUGGGGAGGCUCUUCACAAGUCUUUCUCUAGAAUGCUGUAUUAUAGCAAACAGAGAAAAAAAGCAACAACAAUGGGCAUGUACUAUGAGUAAGAUAAAGAUUUCCACUAAAAAGUAUUCAACACAAGAUGAAUCUUUCUUAGUCAAAAAAUAAGACACGCAUGAAUUACAAUUACACAUUUCUAACAUACUUAGUUUCCAUUCAGUUUUCGAAGAAGUACUUAGAUCAUCAUGACUAAAUGAAACAGAUCAUGCCCUCUUGGUAGUGCCUGAUUAUCUUGGCUACCUACUUGUCAAUAUUGCAACAGGGAAUAAAAUGAGAAAAUCCAGUGGUUCUAAGUCCAAGUUUUAGUUGCUUGUGCACAGAGAAUCGCAUUUCCAAAAAAAGAUUGAAAGCGAUACGGUUAUUGUCACGUCGCGGGGGCAUGAAAUACAAAGAAGUAAUAAUUAUUGCAGGCCAAAACGGAUAUAUCAGUGUAGCUGCAGCCACUGCCACAGCGGCCGCUGGUAGCUACGUAAUAUUUCGACAGCCUACGCGCCUAAUUCGCCACCCGCCUCCUUGGUGGUGAUAAACUUUGGGUUCCUGUUUGUGCCGGAGAACAGGACUGAUUAUUAUUUUUU